This is a messenger RNA of Trifolium pratense (red clover), 1149 nucleotides long. Its product is annotated as protein LURP-one-related 11-like. NCBI's taxonomy places the organism in Eukaryota, Viridiplantae, Streptophyta, Magnoliopsida, Fabales, Fabaceae. The coding region runs from base 182 to 781 and encodes 199 amino acids. The transcript is spliced from 3 exons. The record is from RefSeq and is a predicted model, not a curated record.
CUUGCUUCAUCUCAACCACUAAUAAUUAUUCCUAUAUUAUAAUUACUAAUGUAGACUUUUAUUUCUUAAACCACUAAUCAUUUCAUGAUAUGAUUAAAUACUUUCAUGUGGCUAGGGUUAACCCUAUAUUUAGUAUAUAAAAGCCUUUUAUUUUUGUAUAAUCCUUAUAAAAAUUUUAACCAUGGGAAAAGUUCAUCCUCAAGCAAUAGUUUCAUCUCCUACUUACAAUAUCACUUCCAAGCAAGAGACUUUCACUCUAUGGAUGAAAUCUCUUGUAUUGAAUGGAAAAGGAUGUACAGUCUUUGAUUCCAAUGGUCAAAUAGCAUAUAGAGUUGAUAAUUAUAACUCUAAUCAUAGAGAUCAAGUUCAUCUCAUGGAUCAAAGAGGAAAUACUUUGUUUGCUAUACUUAAAAAGCAAUAUAAAUUAUCUAGGUUUUGGGAGGGUUACAAACUUCCGGCGACAAGGAAUGAUCGAAAAGGACCAAGUUUUCGAGUUUCUAAAACUUAUAGCAUCUCUAAAUGGGAUUCAACUUAUGAAGUUGAACUUGGAUUGGACAAAAAUAAACCAUAUAAUUACAAAAUAAAAAGAAGUGCUUGCAAAUCAUCUUACAAAAUAUCUGACAAGUUUGGAGUGAUAAUUGCUGAGCUAAGGAGAAAGAAGUCAACUUGUGGAAUUGAUUUAGGAGAUGAUGUUUUCACAAUGGUGGUGGAACCAAACAUUGAUCUUUCUCUAAUUAUGGGAGUUGUUGUAGCUUAUAACCUUAUCAAAAGUAAAAUGUAAAAAAUAUUUUAAUAAAAAGAGUAGUGCACAACAAAAAUAUGAUUUGAAUUUUGAGGAAGUGCUUUUUGGCUUACAAAGAUUAAGUUUAAGCUUUGGAAAUGGCUUGUGGUGCUUGUAAUCUAACCAAAGUGGUUCCAAUGUUGUAACUUGCGUGCAACUGUUUCUUCUGGUCAAUCUAAAGCAUUUUUUUUUUGUAUUAGGCUAAAGCACUUUUUUUAUAGAACCUUUUUUUUUACCUAGAAGCCACUUUUGUAUUUAGUGUGCUAAAGCAAAUUUCUUCCUACUUGUAUCACUUUUCAUCCCAAUUGUAUCAUGCAAAGAUUCAUCUCUUAGAUGACAUAUAUUAAUCUUUUGUAUUAAUUGCUCAA